UUCUUCACCAAUUUCAAUCCAAAAGUCGAAUCAACCAACGCACCGAACCUCAUAGGACUCCAGGACUGACGACCGCACACCGUAAUUAAUAGUUUGGACUACAAGAGGAUCUUUGUCCGCGCAUGGGUGAAGGCGACAGGGGAACAGCGGGCUUUGCGCCUGCCUUGUGAAAGGAGACUUGGAAGCUUCUGAACAGACUUUAAGACCAUAGUCAUCAUGGCGCAACCACAGCAGCAGCAGUAUCCCAUGCCGAGCGCAUUCUCGCCGCCGCCAGGAAGCUCGCCGACGACGACCCAACAGUAUCCAGUACCGCCCUCCAAGAGGCAACGUCUGUCUCCUAUCCCCUCUUCCCAGCCUGGAUCGCCAUACGUUCAGUCGCCUUAUAUGAUGUCGCCGAAUACUAGCACAACAUCUGCCAGCGCUUCACCUCACUUUACGAACGUUCAACUUCCGAAUGUCUACAACACUCCGUAUUCUAAUGGCCAUACAACUUCACCCAUGACUCUCACUUUACCACAAUCAAAUCAUCAACACCCGCAACAGCUCCAGCACCAGAAUUCGAUGAACUUCAACGCAAACCAACCAAGUCAGCAGUCCACAUACAACAACUUCGCGCCUCCUAUGGCGACUCCACAGGGUACAGGCACGAUGGGUCCACCUUCAAAGCCGGUCGAAAAGGAGAAGGAAGAUGGCAUUGACGUGAUGGAUGUAUUGGGUGGCACAGGUGUUAAUCUGCGAGAAGAAGAGCAAUACACAUUCCAGAUGUACAACAGUUCCUUCAACUCGCAACUAUCCGGCUCUCAAUCUGGUACCAUAUCCUCUGGCCACAGUUAUACUCAAUUUCCUCCAGGAGAUGAGGCGUCCUUCUAUGGCGCGGGCCCUGCAAAUGCAGCAGGGGAGAGAGCGAAUGUGAAAGACCAGGACGAAUUUCACAAGAAGGCUGCGGACAAGGCAUGGCAUGACGCUGCUCACAAUUUGGCAGUCUCGAGGCAAAAAGAGUUGAACAACCCCUUCUUACAAGUCCAUCAACUACAAAAGAAGAUGGAGAAGAUGACUCGAGAACAUGGACUUGCAUUGAACAUGGAUACUAAGGGCACGAUGGGAUAUUUCAAAGUUCCAAACCAAUUCCCUCUGAAGGAAGUUCGCGUCUCAACUACUAUGGGACCUGAUGCGGCAUUCGUUUCUACUAGUGGCGGAUUCAUACCAGCAGAUUCCAUGCUAGUCGAUCAAGUUGCUCUUCUGUCAAUUGCUACCAAGCAUCGUCUGCGGGGCUUGGUGGAGGAUGCAGCUAAAUUAGCCAAGGCACGUCAGACUGGAUCUCAUGGCAUUGUUCCAGAGGAAUGGGCAGACGUUGCCGUUCCCAGCGAUCUAGCUAGUUCAACUGUUGCUUCGGAGGGAGGGCCACGUUACGGAUGGGAGAGUGCUGUUAGCCCACACUCUAACCCGCGAAAACGAUCUUUCUCCGCUGCAAACAAGUCUGCGACGCCCAUCACAGGUUCGAAGAUUACGAACGAAGUUGUGGCUGCCUUGAGAGCCGAAGCGCUGAAAGAACGAGACUUUGAGGAAGCACGACUACGAAAACGUAGCGAACAGGCUGGAGGAGGUGCACAACGUCAGGCUUCUGUGGUUCCUGGUACACCCGGCUCUAUCGCACCAGAAGUAAUAGAGAAAGCCCCGACCAAGAAGGAGCAGAAGAAAAAGGCCGAGGCCAAGGUCAAUGAGGCGUUGACUCAUACUAGUGCCAAUACGACCGCAUCGCAAUUCCUUGGUGGUCGUGGUAUGUUUGGCAAGACUAAGAAGUACAGUUGGAUGACCCCUGGCGCGGGAGGUUCUGCAAGCGGAGCAAGCACACCAGGACGCAUAAAUACGCAAGGGCUUCCAGGUACACCUGGUGGUGGCGGUCCUCCACCGGUUGAGAAGUAUACCGUCGACGGUGUUCGUCGACUUGGCCAAUGGAGAGAAGACAAAGAGAAGGGCCGAGACAUACAAAUGCGUGAUUGGAUCUCCGUCCUUGAGGCUGAUGGUCGUGCAAAGAAGACAUUGCAAAAAGCAUAUCUUCACCUCGACCACUCGGAUCCUAAGUAAGCCACUUAGGAUGGCGGUAGAAUUUGCGAGGAUACAACCUCUUGUAUUUUGAAACUCAUAAUUCGCGAGGCGUUGCAUUGGCCAUGGCGUUGAUUGUCUUCCAGGGUGGAUGGACGGCUUCUACUAUAAAAUGGUAGAAACAUGCUUUCUUCAGAAUGAUACGCAGCAUAGCAUAGGUCGUGAUCAUAGCAUGAAUGAAGACUUGACUUGAGC
Mollisia scopiformis is the source of this 2298-nucleotide messenger RNA. RefSeq lists its product as uncharacterized. Gene Ontology annotation, biological process: DNA-templated transcription initiation. The record is from RefSeq and is a predicted model, not a curated record. The transcript is spliced from 2 exons. The coding region runs from base 217 to 2085 and encodes 622 amino acids. Lineage: Eukaryota; Fungi; Ascomycota; Leotiomycetes; Helotiales; Mollisiaceae. Gene Ontology annotation, cellular component: transcription factor TFIID complex.